Castor canadensis (American beaver) is the source of this 1125-nucleotide messenger RNA. RefSeq names its product large ribosomal subunit protein uL24-like. Gene Ontology annotation, cellular component: ribosome; large ribosomal subunit. Gene Ontology annotation, biological process: translation. The record is from RefSeq and is a predicted model, not a curated record. Gene Ontology annotation, molecular function: RNA binding; structural constituent of ribosome. NCBI's taxonomy places the organism in Eukaryota, Metazoa, Chordata, Mammalia, Rodentia, Castoridae.
AAGGGGGUGCAUGUGAUUGAUGUACUUGAUAGACUUACAUGAAAACUGAACAAUGAAACCUGUUGAGAUUGGUUUAAGUUGGGGAGGGGAGGAUGAGGAGGAGUGAUGGUAGAGGUGAAGCUAACCAAGGUAUACUAUAUACAUGGAAAUGUCACAAUGAAACCCCCAAUACAACUAAUAUAUGCUAAUAAAAAUGUUACAUCAAAAAUUAUAGGGAAUUCCAAAAAGCUUUUGUUCAUGAGUUAUACUUACUAAUAUGUACUAGCUGGCACUUGAGAUGUAUCUCAGUGGUAGAACACUUGCCUAGCAUGUGCAAGGUUCUGGGUUCAAACCCCAAAACAAGAAAAAAAAUUACUAUAUUGGAAAUUAAAGCCACAUCAUCUUAAUGUGUAUUUAUUUAAACAAAAUAACCAAAUUACACAUCAGCAUAAAUUAUAUUUUCCAAAAAAAGAGUGAAAAGAGGUAAGUCAAUUUUCAUUUUUAUAAGACAAGUUGUCUGAAUUGUCAUGUCUACUGCUACAAUCAAUACACUGUAUUGCCCUCUUUUGGUCAAAGUACAAGAAGAAAAUCUGGCUUCAUAGAAAUACACAGGUGGACAGAACCGGAAGCAACACGCAGACCUCUUCCCUUUUGCAACCAUCGCCGGAGCGGCAGCAGCCAAAAUGAAGUUCAAUCCCUUUGUGACUUCUGACCGAAGCAAGAACCAUAAAAGGCAUUUCAAUGCACCAUCCCACAUUCACAGGAAGAUUAUGUCUUCCCCUCUUUCCAAAGAGCUAAGACAGAAGUACAAUGUUCGAUCUAUUCCCACCCGAAAGGAUGAUGAAGUUCAGGUUGUGCGAGGGCACUAUAAAGGUCAGCAGAUUGGCAAAGUUGUCCAGGUUUACCGGAAGAAAUACAUCAUCUACAUUGAGCGGGUACAGCGGGAAAAGGCUAAUGGCACAACAGUACAUGUGGGCAUUCACCCCAGCAAGGUGGUUAUCACCAGGCUAAAACUGGACAAAGACCGAAAAAAGAUCCUGGAACAGAAAGCCAAAUCUCACCAAGUUGGAAAAGAAAAGGGCAAAUAUAAGGAAGAAACAAUUGAGAAGAUGCAAGAAUAAAGUAGUCUUAUAUACAACUUACAUU